AUGGAAUCCUCUGUAUCUGGGGAUCUCUUGAAGAAACGAGAAUAUUACAGGGCUCAAAUUGCAACCGCGCUUGAAGAAGAUCCUGACCCUCUGGCUGCUUAUGAUGGUUUCGUAAGGUGGACUUUAGAGAAUUAUGGAAAAGAUGAACUCGCUCAAUCAGGUUUACUGGAGCUCCUCGAAGAAUCUACACGAAAGUUUAAAGAUGAUGCAGCGUACAAGGGUGAUCUUAGGUAUCUCAAGCUUUGGCUGUUGUAUGCCAGUCAUAUCGAAGAUCCUACUGUUAUUUAUGCUUUCCUCUUGGAGAAUAAUAUUGGCGCAGUGUAUGCCCAACUAUACUGGGAAUAUGCGGCAGCGCUUGAACGGAGCAGGCGCCGCUCAGAGGCUGAGGCUAUCUACAAGCAGGGCAUCCGCCGUCGCGCACGUCCUCUAGAUCCACUUACGCGACGCUAUGAAGAUUUCAAGAACCGUUCUGAGUCUACGACUCCUCCCCAGGUGAACUCCAACGCGUCAAUCUGGGCAGCUGCCUCGCUUGACACCCAGGCUCUUCGACGCAAUCCGCUGAAGAACUACACUCAGAUCAGUUCUUACUCUGAGUCCCAUGUGCAGCUUGAUAGCACAUCAGGCCAGAAUCAUGAUCGGUACGCUCUCAUGCUUGCGCCGCCUCUGCCUGGUAAACGCCGCGAGGAGCUACGUUUUCGGAUGCAGUUGUUGUUCACCGAGGAUCGAAUAGAAUACAGCAUGCAAGAAGCUCGUGCGCGUUCUAUGGGGCUGCUUGGGAAGAAAUGGGGGCCUCCGCCUCCAUCUGAUGCAACACAGGUCGAGUCAAAGCGUGGACAAGGGGCUCGCGGAACGCGCAACUUUACUGGGAGAAAGGGUUUCGCCGAACCUACCGUUACUCUCGCGACGAAAGAGGCAUUGGCCGAUGUCUUUGGCAUGUACAACUCUCCAGAGAAAUCUAUGCGUUUUGGUGCAGUUGUUGGUAGCAAGCAUGCACCAGUGCGAAAAAUUGAACCAAUUGCACCUCUCUCGUUACAUGGCCAGCUACGGGCGGUCAGCAAUGAGAAUGCGCCGCGACCCGCGAAGACACCCAGGGACGAAGAUAAGCCCGUUGUAUCAUCGAAGACACCGAUUCAACCCUUCGUGGAUGAGAGUGUAAAGCGAAAAGAAAACAGCACGCCUGCACCUCCCAAGUUCAAACCUUUCGUCGAUGCGGAGCAAUCGACUAAAUUGCCAACAUUUACGCCCAAUCUUGGACGGCGAGCCUUGUCAGUCAAGGAGACUACAACGCCAGCCCCGACUCUGAGACCCUCAGCGGACGAAAAUGCACUUACGGUCAAACGCAAUAAUGCACUCAAGCCUCUGUCAGACGAGACGAAACCUCCACCUGUAUUCUUCACACCUCUUGCUACAGCGCCCAAAGACAGACCGCAAGCGCGAUAUGAUGUCUUCACGGACGAGAAUGAAAAGCAGAAAAGCACUGGCGUCUCUCCAGUUGAGAAUAUCAGCGUGUUCACUCCUUAUAAGGACUCUAAACCUCCCGUCAAGGUGUUCAGUAGACCUCCUACCCGGAGCGGGAAUGCAUCUUCGUCGGCCGCGCAGGCAGGAACGUUUCAACCUUAUGUGGAUGAGGACAGCGAGCCACAGCCCGCUUCUCGUACUGUGCUCGGCGACCGGACACCCUUCCGUGCAGUCCCGCAGCCUGUAUCAGAGCCCCUAGAGGAACUCCAAGAGGAGUACGAGGAGUCCUACAUCGAAGACGAGGAGCCAUACGAAGUUGUGCACUAUGAUGAUACUUCAGGAACUUCUCAAAGCGAAGAUGAUAGCCUGUUCGACGAUGAGAAUGGGGAUGAUGGCUAUCACGCCCCUCUAGGAGGCCGCUUUGGUCAAUUCAAUGUCAUGACACCCAUCACGGAACGGACAUUGGAGUACACCGCCAGUAUGAGAGGGUCAACCACACCCAGGGAUGUCCUGGACGGGAUCGCCGUCUAUCGAGACCCGGUUGAAACUGCUGAACAACUGGCUGCAGAGCUACGGGAAGAGGACAUCCGGGACGAGGAAGGUGAUGACAGCGACCUGGCUUCUGCUACAGAGUAUAUCGAAGAGAAGACUGGUACUCUCAGCUUAUCCGAUGUUCUCAGUGUUGCAUCUUCGUUCAAGCCACCUAACCCAUGCAAUCCGUUCGAUCCACCCAUCAUGUCUACCCUUCUAUCACUCAUUCCGCCGGAUCAUGAUUUCCAUGACAUCAGACAGUAUGAAGCACAUCAACUGGACGCGCUUCAAAAGUUUGCCAAAAAGAAAUCACGACGCACCAGCGGGAACACGACAACUAGUCGCGCACUAGAGGACGCAGAGACAUUCCCGCUUAUCAUCUUAGACCGGCAUUUUGCCGUCAUCGACAAGUUGGGUGAAGGCGGUUUCGGUAGUGUUUUCGAAGCAAUCGAUCAAAACAUGGCCUCUCGCGAUGACGACAUGGACGAUGAGGAGGAGUCUGACGAAAGCACUAGAGUGGCAUUGAAAAUUGUAAAGCCUCGAAACCUCUGGGAGUUCCACGUUCUCCGACGAAUCCAUCGCACUCUUCCAGCCCAGCUGAGGCAGUCUAUAAUUUCACCGCAGGUUCUUUAUGCCUUCCGUGAUGAAAGCUUCCUUGUGCUUGAACUGUGUAAGCAAGGCACGCUGCUGGAUAUCGUGAAUCGUGCGAGCCAAGCAGGCAUCACGCAGCAGGGUGCUUGCUUAGACGAGCUUCUUGUCGUCUUCUUCACGAUAGAACUCAUGCGACUUUUGGAGGGCCUGCAUAGAGCAGGUUUCAUCCACGGCGACGUCAAGGUUGACAACUGUCUACUCCGACUUGAAGAUGUCCCUGGUCCAGCCUCCGCAUGGUCAAGUCUGUAUCAGCCAUCUGGGGAAGGUGGCUGGAGUCGCAAAGGCAUCAAGAUGAUUGACUUUGGACGUACCAUCGACACUAGGCUCUUCCCAGCCAGCCAGCAAUACAUCGCAGAGUGGCCUACGGACGCUCGCGACUGCAUUGAGAUACGGGAGAACAGAUCAUGGACAUACCAGACGGACUAUUUCGGUCUUGCGGGUAUCAUCUAUUGUAUGCUCUACGGGAAGUACAUUGAAGCAUCCUCCGUUAUUACUUCUCCUCCAACAGCCGAGAGACACCAACGAUACAAGCUGGCGACGCCCCUGAAAAGAUACUGGCAGGUUGAUUUGUGGACCAGGCUCUUCGAUCUAUUAUUAAACCCGUGCCUCAUUCGACCCGAUGGCCAGUUGCCCGUCUGUGACGAGCUAUUAGAGCUGCGUGUGGAGAUGGAGUCGUGGCUGCAGGCUAAUUGCAAUCGGGCCAGCAACAGUCUCAAGGGAUUGUUGAAGAAGAUUGGCAUUUACAUUCUUGGCGGAAAAGAUGGUCGAUAA
Fibroporia radiculosa is the source of this 3411-nucleotide messenger RNA. RefSeq lists its product as uncharacterized. Bases 1 to 3411 code for a protein of 1136 amino acids. The transcript has 4 exons. The record is from RefSeq and is a predicted model, not a curated record. Gene Ontology annotation, biological process: mitotic spindle assembly checkpoint signaling; protein phosphorylation; meiotic sister chromatid cohesion, centromeric. Lineage: Eukaryota; Fungi; Basidiomycota; Agaricomycetes; Polyporales; Fibroporiaceae. Gene Ontology annotation, molecular function: ATP binding; protein kinase activity.